Molecule: messenger RNA, 4075 nt
Organism: Xiphophorus hellerii (green swordtail)
Lineage: Eukaryota; Metazoa; Chordata; Actinopteri; Cyprinodontiformes; Poeciliidae
Gene: cldn11a
Product: claudin 11a
Exons: 3
Coding region: 1-660 (219 amino acids)
Cellular component (GO): membrane; bicellular tight junction
Molecular function (GO): structural molecule activity
Source: RefSeq, a predicted model, not a curated record
AUGGCAAACUCUUGCCUCCAACUGUGCGGCUUUCUCCUGAGCAGCCUGGGCUGGCUCGGGAUUGUGAUCGCUACGUCCACGAAUGACUGGGUGACGAUGUGUAAGUACGGCGUGACCACCUGUAAGAAGCUAGAUGAGCUGCAGUCCAAGGGACCCUGGGAGGAGUGUGUCAUCUCCACAGCACUCUACCACUGUGUCUCCUAUACACAGAUCCUGGAGCUGCCAGCCUACAUCCAGACCACUCGAGCCCUAAUGAUCCUAGGGUCUAUCCUGGGUCUCCCUGCGGUGAUUCUCCUUCUCAUGUCUAUGCCCUGCAUCAGCAUUGGAAAUGACGCGCAGAGCGCCAAGAACAAACGGGCCAUCCUGGGAGGCGUGCUGAUGGUUGUUGUUGCAUUGUGCGCUUUGGUGCCAACCAUCUGGUUCCCGAUCGGUGCCAACCAAGAGCUCGGCCUCAUGUCUUUCGGCUUCUCCCUCUACGCCGGAUGGGUGGGCACCGUUUUCUGCCUGCUGGGCGGAGUGAUGCUCAUGUGCUCGUCGGACUCCUCCACCUCCUCUCCACGCAGCUACCAGGACAACAACCACUAUUACUACUCCAAACAUGGAGGUGGCAACCUGCCAGCAGCCUCCUCCAACCAUCAUGCCAAAAGUGCCCACGUCUAAGGUUGGAGAUCCCGUUGGGUCCCAUGGGGAUUCUUGUACAUAGAGACAUUUGCACAAAAGGCAAACAUUUAUGACGUCCAUGUUUUACCGUACGAUGUGAAGGAAUAUAGACGCGAACAACACAGAGAUAGAACAUUUAAUUACAGUUUGAUCCUUGUUUUUGUCCUAAAUGCCAAUUUUCCAACCUCCACACAAAGAGGUGUGGUGUGGACUCGCCCCACUGUUACAUAAAUGUACAAUCUCAUAAUACAAAGGCUUGUUUAAUGAGAACCCUGAUUCUCAUUAAACAAGCCUUGGAAUCUCAUCAGUGUCUUUUUCACUGAGUACAAUUUUAAACCUGUUUAAUACUUUUGUUUUGAUCAAAUAUGGGUGUGGUUGUGUUAAAUUUUUUUUUAAGCUAAAUUGUUCUUUUUUCUUUUUUCUGUACAUGGAUAUUUUGGACAGUAUUACUAACUCCUGAGUGAUGGACUUGAUUAAAACGGUUUAUCACUGCGUUCAGCUAAACUGAACAUGGACCCUGACGUGAAGGUUUACCAAGCAGUGUUUAUAUCUCUGUAAAAGAAUCGGAAUUUACAGAGUAAAUGUAUUUUUUUGUUUGUUUUAACGGUCAACAAAGAGCAAAAAUUAAAUGUCACGUUUUAGAUAUACACUCUUUAUUUUUAUUUUUUUUUUUACUAAUUUUGUUGUUUUAGGUUUAAUGAACACUUGUUUGACAUAAACACAUGCGGCAUUAAAACAUUUCUUAACCACACGUCCUAGUGUCGAGCAGCUAUUUCUGUUUUGCAGGCAUGUUAAAAAACAAUAGUUGUAGCAAUUAGCUUAUUUCUUAAAACUGUUGCAGCAAUGGAUGUGAUUUCGGAAUGGAACUACAUCACUAAAGCAUAACAACUAAGUUCCUAAAUUGUUAAAAUUGGAGGCUCCUUCCAGUCUCUUUUAAAGACAAACCAGAUUUGUGAAUACUAAACAACACAAAACACUAACUCUACCAGAAUGUGUCUUUGGAUCAGUUUUUCAGGUUCUAAGCCCAGAUAAAGAAAGAGGACUGAAAUUUAGUUGGAUGUACAAAAUGGAUAAAUAGAUACUCAAAAAUCAUUUCAACCCACAAAGACUUGUUCCCAUGGGGAUUUUAAAAUCAGUGUUUUCAACUCACUCUUUGGUAGUUUCAACAUUAGAUGUCACUUUUUUAUUUAUUUAUUUACAUUUUUUUGUGUUUAGAAUCUAACCCAAUGUGCUAGCUAAAACCCAGAGUCCAACCCUGUGUUAAAUCAAACCAGGUCUGCUUCUAUUUGCAGACUAGUUUCUUCUGAACUCAGCAAUUUUUAAGAGUGCAAUUUUCUCAUCUUCGGUUUUCUGAUGUGAUGGGUUUUUUUAUCUCACUCGUCAUGUUUUAAAUAGUAAUAAAAAUUUGUUUGCAUAUGGAAAAUCCCGCACGCAUUGAGAUAAGCGGCAAUGCGCCUCGCGAUGACGCCAUACGAUUUCCGCUGCAGAUCGGUGACUCAGAUUGACUGUCUUAGCAUAUCGGAGUCUUUGUGCGAACAACAUUAGCAAUUUGUAUCCAAGCUAAAACAAGAAAAGAUGGUGUAUUUCUGUAAUCUUUGUGACCUUGACUGAGAUAAGCACAGAAGAAUCUGUCCCACAGACUCAGCCUCCCAGUCUCUUCUGGUAACCACACACACACACACACACACCCCCACAUGCACAGUGGGUGAUAACUGUGCCCAAUGCGUGUACUCCUUUGCCUAAAUCAAGGUCGCUGAGUCACUGCACAGAUGAGAACAUCGUGUGAUUUCUCUUUGUCGUCAGCUUAUCUUUAAACAGAUACAAACGCGCGCACACAUCACUGAUCUUCACUCAGUUACUGUUUCAUUUUUACUUCUUCUGUGAUUUCCUGGCAUGUCUGUGAUUUCCUGGCAUGUCUGUGACUGCAGGUGUGUCAUCACAGCCGAGCGUGUGUUCCCUGUAAAGGGAAGCCAUUCCUGGUACAGAGCCAUCGACUUCACAAGAGACAGAUGGAAGAAUCCUGAGCAAAUGCGUUGUCCUGUGUUGAUGAAAUAAUAAUAUUUAAUACAACUAUGAUUAAACACAUAGCAAAACUCCCCAGCUCUUUAUGCUUAAUUAAUUUUCUGCUCAAGUUUCUAGGAUCCAUAAGCAGUUGGUUAACUAUAUUGCAUCGGGAACCACUGCUAAUCUCCUCUUGAUUUCGAAAUUAAUUAGAGGUACAAAAAUUAGACUUUUUAAGAAUUGCAGUAAGAGGCCCAAUCAAAACAGAGUAAAAGUGACCUCUUUUUGUGCUCUGUGUAAUUUUGCUAUUACAGUUGAAGAAAAUGGCUCCCACAGCAUGAUGCCACCACCUCUUUGUUUCAUGGAGAGACUUGUUUUCCUUCACAUAUACUGUAGAGUUAUUCAUGUAAGAUAAGUAAAAUUUACAUCCCAUCUGCCCAGAUUACCUUCUUUCACAUGUUUGGUGAGUUUCCCACCUGAUUUGACAGCCUUUGCUUUCAUUCAACUGUGAGGUUUUCUUGCCAAUUACCCGUAAUGGCCAGACUUGUCCUCAAAUUAUAUAUUAAGUUGUGAGUUAUAUAAUAGCUUCUUAGCUGUUCUUACGUGUUAAUUUAGGCGAGUCGCACAUUUCCUUAAGAUUUAUGUUUUUUUCAAUUAUUCUUCCAUAUUCUGAUAAUAGACUGAGCACUCCUUCUUGAGAGAUUCAAAACUUAUAAUAAGGUUUAAUAUCCUGACUUUGCCUCAAAAUCUGCCACCGUCUCCUGGAAAUCAGAAAGAGUUUUUUGGGGUUUUUUUUUUACCCCACCCAUAGCUCCUGUUGAGUUUGUUUUGCAAAAAUAAAAUAAAAUAAAAUAAAAAAAUCCUGAGGAUCAUUACUGACUGCCAUCUUGCUCUCCUUUACUUUGGUCAUGCAGACCUGAACAUGUUUUGACAUAGAAUGCUUGUAUGAAAGAACCAAAACAGUGCAAAAAAGCUAACAAUCCAAAGGCAAUGUUAGAAGUCUUGUUAGAAAUCCCUCUUCAAAUUCAGCAUGUGAAUUUGAAGAGUUAAAAUAAGGAUUGGUAGAAAAAAGUAACUAUAGAUUUUUGUCUCACUCGUCAUGCAAACAUGACAUAAUCUGGCUACUAGAAAAAACGGUAACCCUACAUGAACUAAAACAGGAAAAUAUUUGUCUGAAUGAACAUCAGUAAUAAUUAAUUGAUAAUUAACAGUGAUAAUUGCCGUUUUGUACAGUGCAUGCAAGCAUCUGGUUUUUCACUGUAUGCAAGACUGAAAGUGUGUGCACUUUAUAUUCGGUGACUGCAUGUCUCUAUUUAUUGCAUAUGUUAAUAAAUGAACAAACCUCUGUUUAAUCUUUUCAAUAAAUAACUUUUCAUUAAUACAUGGAAGCAAUAUAAACAGUUCAGAAAAAAAA